AUGAAGUCAUUUUCCUGGGAAGAAAGAGGCGUACGUGUUGAUGGAAGAUUUCUCUCGAACCUUCGUUCCGCGGACGACAUCGUUCUCUUUUCGAGCAGUACCAUUGAAGCACAAACGAUGCUCAACGAAUUGAACGAAACAGAGAAGAGAAUAGGACUGCGAAUAAACAGAAAGAAGACACAGUUCAUGAAGAACCCCUACUGCGAGGACGGAGGAGUACAACUUGAAGGCUUCCAAAUCGUGGAAACUUCGUCAUACGUAUACCUCGGACGUUCUAUGAACAUGGAAAACGACUUGAAGGAAGAAUUGAAUAGAAGAAUGAGAGCAGCAUGGGCAGCAUUCUACGAAAUUGCGGAGCAACAGACGGACCAAAAUCUUCGUGCACAUCUAUUUGGCUCGACAGUUCUUCGAGCGCUCUGUUACGCAGCGGAGACGUGGGCAGACACCGCCGCCACGUGUAGGAAGCUACUUACUACCCAGAGAGCCCUUGAGAGAUGUCUUCGGAAGUUUAACAAGCGCACACAACACUUGGAUGGUCUUCGCAGCUCCGACAUAAGAAGAAUGUGCCGUCUUCGCGACCCAGCGGAAUAUAUAUCGAAAGCAAAUCAUAGAUGGGCUGGUCACAUUAUGAGAAGAAUCGACGAUAGAUGGACUAAAAGAACCCUAAAGUGGAAGAGAAGCUAA
Molecule: messenger RNA, 684 nt
Organism: Necator americanus (New World hookworm)
Lineage: Eukaryota; Metazoa; Nematoda; Chromadorea; Rhabditida; Ancylostomatidae
Exons: 1
Coding region: 1-684 (227 amino acids)
Source: RefSeq, a predicted model, not a curated record